AUGUGCAGAGAGCCCCCUCCGCAGGGCCCGCUCAUCGCCCAGUCCCGCCGCGGCUUGCGCGGGGCCUGUGCACAGCGGCUGCGCGAUGUGGGCGACCUGCGCCCGGUCCUCCUCGUCGUGGUCGGCAUUGCUGCUGCGCAUGUGACGGCGACGCAGCUGACGACCGAGUGCCUCCGGCAUUCGGAGCGCCUCACCACGCCCCUGCUCCUUUGGGCGUCCACGUGCUCCAACCUCCUUCUCGGCGCGCCGCUCCUCGCCUGGCGCGCUCGCGCGAGGGGCGGCGCCAAGCCGCUCCUCGGCGCGUGGGAUGCGCGGCCUCGCCAGCUCGCCCUCGCCGUCGCGCCCUUCUUUGUGCUCUAUCUGGGUGCAAACGGCCUCUACAUUGCCGCGCUGGCCUCGCUCUCGCCGCCGCUCGUCGUCUCAAUCUUCUCGACCACGCCCGCCCUCGUGGCGCUCCUGUCCGUCCCACUGCUCGGCCGCCCGCUGCGCGCGCUCGCCGUCGCCGCCGUCGCCUGCUCGACGGUUGGCGUGGUCCUCGUCGCGCAGCCGCUGUUUGGCGACGUCCCUCCUCCGGCGCUGCUCUUCUUCCUCGUGACGCUCGGAGGUGAGCUCCUCGUCCUCGUGCCGCUCGGAGGGUAUGGCCUCGUGUGCGGCACGGCCCUCCUCUCCGCCCUCCAGCCGAGCUGGCCCUCCGACCUCGCGUCGGCCGGAGGGGGAGGCGCCCUGCUCCUCGCCGGCCGGGCCGCCGCCGACGUCGCCUUCAACCUCCUCAUCGCCCUCGGCCUCUCGCUCACCCACCCCCUCUUCAUCUCGAUCGGGACCCUCCUCUCGACGCCCCUCGCCCUCGUGCUCGCGUCGCUGCUGCACGCGCCUCCGCCGUCGCCCGCCGCGGCGGUCGGCAUCGCUGGCAUCGCGAUCGGCUUCUGCCUGCUCCUCGCCGACGAGCCUCUCGCCAAGUCGGCCCUCAUCGUGAGCAAGGCCGACGGCAUGGCCUCGGUGUCGCUGAACCACCGUCCCGUCAACGCCCUGACCCAAGGCGUGUGCGAGGAGCUGCGGCAGUGCCUCGGCGAGCUGGAGGCCGACCCGCAGGUGCGAGGCCUCCUCCUCGGGUCGGCGCUCCCCGGCCUCUUCUCGGCCGGCCUCGACCUGCACGCGUUCCACAAGCCCGACCCCGACGCCCUCGCCGACUACUGGACGGCGGUGCAGGAGCUGUGGCUGGCGCUCUGGACGAGCGACCUCGCCACCGUCGCCGCCAUCUCGGGCCACUGUCCCGCGGGAGGCUGCAUGGUCGCGCUGGCCUGCGACGCCCGCGUCAUGAGGCUGCUGGUGCUCGGCGAGCUGCUGCGCCCGGCGGAGGCGGCGGAGCUCGGGCUCGUGGACGAGGCGCAGUCGGAGGACCUCGACGAGUUCAUCCACAACGUCAGCCAGCCGGACACGCAGGCGGCGCUCGGGGCGUACCUCGCGUCGCUCCGCGCCGCCAAGGAGCGAGCUAAGGACGGAGGCCCCCAAAAGCCUAAAUUGUAA
This is a messenger RNA of Emiliania huxleyi CCMP1516, 1524 nucleotides long. RefSeq names its product dodecenoyl-CoA isomerase. The transcript has 8 exons. Gene Ontology annotation, molecular function: enoyl-CoA hydratase activity. Gene Ontology annotation, cellular component: mitochondrion; membrane. Gene Ontology annotation, biological process: fatty acid beta-oxidation. Bases 1 to 1524 code for a protein of 507 amino acids. NCBI's taxonomy places the organism in Eukaryota, Haptophyta, Isochrysidales, Noelaerhabdaceae. The record is from RefSeq and is a predicted model, not a curated record.